Messenger RNA from Pollicipes pollicipes, 2364 nucleotides. Its product is annotated as DNA (cytosine-5)-methyltransferase 1-like. The transcript is spliced from 17 exons. Gene Ontology annotation, molecular function: zinc ion binding; DNA binding; chromatin binding. Gene Ontology annotation, biological process: negative regulation of gene expression via chromosomal CpG island methylation. Gene Ontology annotation, cellular component: nucleus. Lineage: Eukaryota; Metazoa; Arthropoda; Thecostraca; Pollicipedomorpha; Pollicipedidae. Bases 1 to 2364 code for a protein of 787 amino acids. The record is from RefSeq and is a predicted model, not a curated record.
AUGAACAGGAUUACAGUGCCUCCGUCUGGCCUGGGUACGGACGCCUUCACGGAGGACUGCUUGCUGCGCCACGCCCAGUUCGUGGUGGACCAGGUGCAGAGCUUCGACCUGGCUGGCGGUGUCGAGGAGGCGCAGCUGCUCACCACCGCCUGUGUACGCGCCCUCAUCCGGCUGGCCGGCGUCACGCUCGGAAAACGCCGAGCGAUCCGUAAAGUGACGCGAGUGAAAAAGGUAGCGGCCGCGCCUCUCACCAAAGCCACGACGACGCCACUGGUCUCUGAACUGUUUGAGAACUUCUUCAAGGGACAGAUCCAAUCGACGAUAAGGCAACUGAAGCAGGGGCCGCGCCGCACGCGCUGUGGGGUGUGUGAGGCCUGCCAGCAGCAGCCCGACUGCGGCGACUGCAAACACUGCCGCGACAUGGUGAAGUUCGGCGGCAGCGGCCGGAGCAAGCAGUGCUGCAUCAACCCAGGUAAGUGGAUUACCAACCGCAGCUCGGUGGAUGUCAACGGCGAGCGUCUGUCGGCGGGUGACUGUGUGGUGGUGGAGGCCGAGGGGCCGGCAGCUGCCGUACGUGGCCCGACUCGUGUACAUGUGGAGGCGGCCUCCGGACAGCGCUGCUACCACGCCGCCUGGUUCUGCCGUGGCCAGGAGACCCUGCUUGGAGAGACGGCCGACCCUGCGGAACUGUUCGUCACGGACGAGUGUGAGGACAUGCCCCUCGAGUCCAUCACACGCAAGACGCGCUUCGGCCAGGUGCGCUGCAGCGGCGAGACAUACUCGGUGGACAAGUGUGUGUUCCUGGACCCCGCCGCCUUCUCUCUGCGCCGGCGGCAGGCCUGGGUCAAGACGGUCAAGACGUGCGACGUUUCGCAGGUGGACGAGGAACUCUACCCUGAAUACUACCGCAAGGCCACCAGCUACGUGAAGGGUUCCAACGAGGAGACGCCGGACCCAUUCCGCAUCGGCCGCAUCAGCAGCAUCUUCACGAACAGAACAGGGAGCAACGCGGAGGCGGGCGACGUUUUCCUUCGCGUGACCAAGUUCUACCGAGGAGAGGACACAUUCCGGGGCAAGGAGGGCUCGCAGCACAGCGACCCGCACAUGAUCUACUACAGUAGCGAGGAGGUGUCGGUGGCGUUCGGUCACGUGAUGGGCAAGUGUCACGUGGUGUACGGUGACAACCUGACCUGCUCGCCGGAGGAGUACCGCCGCUGUGGACCUCACCGCUUCUACUUCCUCGAGGCGUACGACGCUGACGGCAAGAGCUUCACCGAGCCGUCGCCGGCCGCCAAACGCAUGGGACUCCUCAGAAAGGUGCGGUGGAGGCCGUCUGGUCAGGGCAAGGGCAAGGGUGCGGCGGCGCAGCGGGCGGUGCCGCCGCCGCCCGAACACCCGGUCGUGGCGCCGCUCCGCGCGCUCGACGUGUUCGCCGGCUGCGGCGGCCUCUCCGCCGGACUGCACCAAGUGGGCGUGGCCGUCAGCCAAUGGGCGAUCGAAAUAAACCAGCCGGCGGCCAACGCGUACCGGCUCAACAACCCGCAGGCCACGGUGUUCUCGGAGGACUGCAACCAUCUGUUGCAGCUGGCCAUAGACGGUGCAGAGCAGAACGCCAGCGGCCAGCGGCUGCCGAAGCCGGGGGAGGUGGACCUGCUGUGCGGCGGGCCGCCGUGCCAGGGCUUCUCCGGCAUGAACCGCUUCAACCCCCGGCAGUACUCGCAGUUCAAGAACUCUCUGAUCGUCAGCUUCUUGAGCUUCUGCGACUUCUACCGGCCAAAAUACUCCAUACUGGAGAACGUGCGCAACUUCGUUUCUUACAAGGCCAACGUGGUGCUGAAGCUGACGCUGGCCUGUUUGCUGAAGAUGGGCUACCAGUGCGGCUUUGGUGUGCUGCAGGCGGGCAACUACGGCGUCCCUCAGACGCGCCGCAGGGCGAUCAUCAUGGCCUCGGCCCCCGGCUUCCGCCUGCCCCUGUACCCGGAGCCCCAGCACGUGUUCUCGCUGAGGGCCUCCUCGCUGGCCAUGGUCAUGGAGGACACCAAGUACACGCCCACGUGCCGGUGGUCGCAGUCGGCGCCAUACCGGACUGUGACUGUGCGGGACGCCAUGUCUGACCUGCCAGAGAUCCUGAACGGCGAGAAGCACGAACAGAUGCCGUACGACCGCGACGCCAACUCGCACUUCCAGAGAGUGAUGCGGGCCGGCCAGGAGACGGCGCUGCUGCGCGACCACGUGUGCAAGGAGAUGGCGCCACUCAUCGCGGCGCGCAUCCGCCACGUGCCGACGGCGCCGGGCAGCGACUGGCGCGACCUGCCCAACCUGGCAGUCCGCCUCAGCGAUGGCACCACUUCGCGCCUCCUGUGA